UCGAACGGGCGCGAACAAAUUUCGAAAACCUGGUGAAUCGUGAACAGUUGGAAGUGUAGAAUUUCUCUCUUUGUUGGAUACCUAGAGGAGAACUAUCGAAUACGUCACCAAUCGAAGCCGAUGAAAUACUCUAAUUUGGAAAUUAACUUCAACAUAAAUACGUAUAAAAAGGAUUUACGGCGAAUGAAAUAAUGAGAAGAAACAGCCAUAGAGACAGUUGGGUGUAUCCAACGAAUCUACUGUUAAUAAUAUUGAUAUGGAUUACAUCGAUGGCUCAAGGAUUGCCGCAAGUUUAUCGAACCAAUGAAAUAUGUGGAGUUUAUAAUGGACAUCGUGUUUACUUGGAGCUAGGAGACCGUGGACAAUUACAGGCCACUAAUGUGACUUACGAAAGAUCUUCGAAUCAAACAUCCCCAGCCAUUUGCACCUUGGAACUCGUUACAUGUCCUUCAUGCAACUUUAAAAUCUCAUUAAGCUAUAGCAACUUUCCGACAAAGUGCGCCAUCCACAAUGAGUUGCCUUGUCGAUGCGAUUAUCUGGAGUUUUCCGAACCACCUUUCGACGUUGAACAGACGGGCCGCCGCAAUUGCGGCCAUGAUGUAGUUUACCAGACGCAAACCCGCUCGGUGCUGAUUCGCUUCAUUUACUGGAGUAACCACUCACACGCCUUCACCCUGGAUUACGUAGCGGAAAGAAAUCGUGAGACACUGCAGGUGAAUCCGGGUGCGAUGCAUAACUUGACGGGAGGGGCUCAUUCCAGGACUAUUUCAACGCCAUACUUUCCUUCGUAUUAUCCGCGAGAUUUUGGCAAGGAAUACGUGUUGAACUGCAAUGUUGAAGCCUGUCGAGUGAAUGUGAUCUUCAGUGAUUUCCUCCUGGCCAAGACAUCGACUAUGGAGUUUUACGACUGGAACGGACAGCGGCUUCAUGCCGUUUCGGGCGUGAGUUUUCGACCUCGGGUGGUUCAGAGUACGGGACCUUCAAUGAUCAUCAGGUUCUAUGCAAACGGCGGUUCUGGGUUGGGGUAUAGGGCAAGGGUUUCCUUUUUGACGGUUGAGAGUGCGGAAAACCCGCUUAUGCUUCCUGAAACGAGCUGCGGUGGUGUGGUAGAAAAUGUGGGAGGUGCCAUCACAAUGAUGGAGAUGGUACAUGGCGUAGAUGAGGGACGAAUUUUCGACUGCAUUUGGCUGAUUAAGCCACCGAAUACGUACGCUCAUUUGAAGACUCACCUGUCGUUGCGGGUUGAUACUUUUGGAAAGAUGGCACCAAAUUCCCUUUUGACGGUAAUCCAAGGGACGACAUCCGACGGUGGAAUAAUGGACGUAAUAAGGCCAACUGUUGGAGGUCAAGGAAAGAGCUACGUUACGCCAUUGACUUCGGGGUUUUACGUGCACCUAAGGGCUACAUUCGUGAUGCAGUCCAGAUUGGCUUUGGUGUACACGGCGUUCAGUUAUUUAGAUUGUUAUAUGGGAUCUGAAUUUCUAUGCGACAAUAGGAAGUGCAUUCCAAUUCAGCUACAUUGCGAUGGAUUUGAUCACUGUGGAGAUGGGAGCGAUGAACCGACGAGUUGCGAAGCUCAGUGGGAAACAGAACGCAUUGAUCGUCGAUGGUAUUCUCACACGCCUAAUUACUACUUUCCGAAAAUGGAUCGCUAUCCAGAUCUACGCACCGCUACUGUAAUAUUCAUCGCCAGUGCGUUCGGGUUGAUUAUGUUGAUUUCGGUGUUCAUCAUAUUACUAUACCGUACAGGAAAUCGUGCCAGGCAGCAGCGCGAAUUGCAAAAUCAGCUACAGACAAUCAGCGAGCUUUUAGAUAGCAAUAGUCCUCGCGGACCUGAUGACGUCGAUGAGCCACCAAUAUAUGAAGCUCCGCCAGAUUAUGAUGAAAUAAUCAAGGUUGGAAUGGACGACGACAUUAAGAGGAAGCGCAGGCGUCACUCGUCGUCGGCUUCCGGACGCCGAAGUCGUAUGAGACGAUCCCGUAGACCAAGUAACGUCUCUGAAAGCAAUAAUCCAAUUUUGGAAGUUUGUCUACCACCGGAAUUGGGUAGUGAGGGUCCUUCAUCAAAUGCAAUGCAUUUGCAAGUUCCGUAUGGAAUCGAUGGUGGUCUUUCCGAUUACGAAGACGAUGACACACAUGAACAACACUGGGAUCAAAAUGAACCGAAUUUCUUUAUGUCAUCACAUGUUGCAGAAGCUUCAACGUCGGCUUCGACAAGCCAGAGUCAAAGCGUUGGUUGCCAAACAGCGUCAGAAUCAGUUCCGUCCGAGAACUCUUCGAGCCCACCGCCAACGUAUGAUUCACAGUUCUUCCUCCACAAUGGCAUCGAGACGACACCUCACUCAGCGUCGGAUUCAGACACCUUCUCGAGAGGCUUCGCAGAGGAACCUCCUAAUGUUACGCUAUCUCUGAAUGAAACUCCCACGCAAUCUACCGAUCGACUACCUCCUCCUACAAUCCCAGCACCAAUUGGAAUAACCUGCAGUUCUUCAACAUUUUCGGGAGCCAGACCCCAACAUAUUUGGAGUCAAAAUGCUCGUAUUCAGCGUCCUUGGCUAGUAUUCAGCGGAGAUGAUGGCAACACAUGUAGCGUUGUACCAACCUUAAGUACUCUCCCAAAUGAUUUCAGCAGCCAGCAGAUCUUCAACUCCACUGAUGUCAAAGAAAUUGAUGCAUAUUUAUUAGCAUACGGAGAGCUGGGAUCUCCUGGAGCAGCAGGCACUAAUAAUGACACCUGCUCAAAUGGUACUGACCGCUCUCACCUCCCAGCAGGCUCAUUCGUGAGAAAUUCCUACACAGCCUCGUCAGUUGGCUCGAACGCUCGUAGCGUUGCAUCCACCAACGUUGAUUACGUUAUCCAGAACUGUUUCUACUGCAUGGAGCGUAAGCAUUGCCCCAACACAUUGUGCCCUAACUGUAACUGUUCAAGGGGCCCAACUAUUCCAGCGAAUCUCUGCUCCUCAUGCGGAGGAAAAAUUUCCCUCAAGGAAAACCUGAACUCCACCGGCGGGCCAACGCAUCAAAUACCGACGACAAUCGUGCCGGGUACGGCUGUCCGUUUGUGUAACUGUUUUCCAAAAUUCCCUUCCCAAUCCGGAAUAGUGAUCCGGUCCGGAUCCGCUAAUGUGAUAAAUCCUCAUUCAACCUCGACCGUGAACAUGUCGACGGCAAUGGCGAUCCGACCGAUGUCGGUUGAUCAGAUCGAAACAAACUGCGCCCGACGCAGUGUUGCCAGUCUAACGAGCAACUUUGAGGCGUUUCUCAACUCGCAUCUGGGGAUCCCUAGUUCAGCGAUGAGAUCGUAGGUUAGAAAUUGAUUUUAUUUUAGCUGCAAGGGGGCGUUCAUUAAGUACGACACACUUUAAAGGAGGAGACUAAGGAGUGGCAUUCUAAAUUUAAAAAAACAGUUUUCAUAUACGAAUAGCUGAAAGAAAGAGAGAUAAACAUUUUUCCCUAACGUACUCUUUGGAUUUUCUCAAGAUUAUGGUGUUUCGGAUCUGUUGGAUGAAAUAAAUACAAUUAUAUUUUCCCUCAAGUAUGGCCGAUUUGUA
Molecule: messenger RNA, 3551 nt
Organism: Armigeres subalbatus
Lineage: Eukaryota; Metazoa; Arthropoda; Insecta; Diptera; Culicidae
Gene: Culd
Exons: 9
Coding region: 192-3305 (1037 amino acids)
Molecular function (GO): protein binding
Source: RefSeq, a predicted model, not a curated record